Sinocyclocheilus rhinocerous is the source of this 1045-nucleotide messenger RNA. Lineage: Eukaryota; Metazoa; Chordata; Actinopteri; Cypriniformes; Cyprinidae. The record is from the annotation of a RefSeq genome assembly.
AUGAACCCAUACGUACUUGCAGUCCUACUAUCUAGUCUAGGACUAGGAACCACCCUAACCUUUGCUAGCUCUCACUGACUCCUAGCUUGAAUAGGCCUAGAAAUCAAUACACUAGCAAUCACCCCCUUAAUAGCACAACACCACCACCCCCGUGCAGUAGAAGCAACUACAAAAUACUUCCUAACCCAGGCCACCGCAGCAGCAAUAAUCCUAUUUGCAAGCACAACAAAUGCCUGAAUAACCGGAGAAUGAAGCAUCAACAACCUAUCAAAUCCCAUCGCCAGCACAAUAUUUAUAGCAGCCCUAGCACUUAAAAUUGGACUCGCACCAAUACAUUUCUGAAUACCAGAAGUGCUACAAGGAUUAGAUCUAUUAACAGGGCUCAUCCUAUCUACCUGACAAAAACUCGCCCCAUUCGCACUUAUUAUCCAAACAGCACAAACUAUCGACCCAUCACUACUAACACUACUAGGAAUUACAUCCACACUGGUCGGGGGCUGAGGAGGGCUAAACCAAACCCAGCUACGGAAAAUUCUAGCCUAUUCUUCAAUCGCACAUAUAGGAUGAAUAAUUAUUGUAAUCCAGUACGCCCCCCAACUCACCUUAGUUGCACUAGGAACAUAUAUUAUCAUAACCUCCGCAGCAUUCCUAACCCUAAAAAUAUUAUUAACAACCAAAAUCAACACACUAGCAACAACCUGAUCAAAAAGCCCCAUCCUGGCAUCAACAACUGCCCUAGUCUUACUCUCACUAGGAGGCCUACCACCACUCACAGGAUUUAUACCAAAAUGACUAAUCUUACAAGAACUAACAAAACAAGACCUCCCCCUCACCGCCACAGCCAUAGCCCUAGCCACCUUAAUCAGCCUAUACUUCUACUUACGACUAUGUUACGCAAUAACACUAACCAUUUCCCCCAACAUAAUCAACUCAACCACCCCCUGACGAACUCAAAUAACCCAAACCUCUUUAUCUCUAGCCCUAUUUACCACAGCCGCCCUGGGGUUAUUACCAAUAACCCCAACCAUUCUAAUACUAAUCACCU